Molecule: messenger RNA, 3834 nt
Organism: Pteropus alecto (black flying fox)
Lineage: Eukaryota; Metazoa; Chordata; Mammalia; Chiroptera; Pteropodidae
Gene: SLC33A1
Product: solute carrier family 33 member 1
Exons: 7
Coding region: 589-2172 (527 amino acids)
Cellular component (GO): membrane
Molecular function (GO): acetyl-CoA transmembrane transporter activity
Source: RefSeq, a predicted model, not a curated record
UAAUCCUCCCAUGAGGUCCCGUCCGCCAGAGUUGCGGAUCCCUGUCAAGAGGAGUUUUCCAACUCGGCCACGGGACUGUGUCCUGAUUGGCUUGCUCUGGAGGCGGGGACAGGACUCUUUUGAGACCAGGACCACUUCCGGAAGCGCGAGGCAGGAAGUUAUCUCGUAUCUCUGGAGCCCCGUGGAGAAAGUGCUACCUGCCCCACUAGUGGCGGCGAGAGCUGAAGGUUGGUCGGGAGACUGACCGUUCGGUCUCGCUGCAGUUAGGCGCCGGUUUCCAUCGCAGCACCACGGCUCCCUCCUCCAGCCCCGAGCCCGGCGCGGUUGCCCGGGGGGCUCCUUCAGGCUCCUUGACGCCGCUCCAAGGGACACCUACCUGGGCAUCGCCUGGGCCUCCAGUCAAGGGACUGGCACUCGACUUCAGCACUCCUGGCCGCAGUAAGAAGUCCCCUUGUCACCCCGCGCCCCGCCUCCCUACCUAUACCAUCGAGACCCUGGUCCAGAUCAACAGCCUUGGACCUGGAACUAGACCAAUCAGAGACUCUCAGCCCUGGCCCCUCUCAGUCGGGGAUCUGCAUCAUCUCUGAGAUGUCACCCACCAUCUCCCACAAGGACAACAGUCGGCAGCGACGGCCAGGGACUUUCAAUCAUUCUCUGGAUAUGAAGAGUGGCCCUCUGCCGCCAGGUGCCUGGGAUGACAGUCAUCUGGACUUGGUAGGAGGAGAAGGGGACAGAGAAGCUCUUCUGCGGGAUACUGGUGAUUUCUCAAAACCCCAACGGAGCUACCGGGCUGAAUUAAGCAGCAUUUUUCUGUUGCUUUUUCUUUACGUGCUUCAAGGCAUUCCAUUGGGCCUGGCAGGAAGCAUCCCACUCAUUUUACAGAGCAAAAAUGUUAGCUAUACAGAUCAGGCUUUCUUCAGUUUUGUCUUUUGGCCCUUCAGUCUCAAAUUGCUCUGGGCCCCAUUGGUUGAUGCGGUUUACUUUAGGAACUUCGGCCGUCGCAAAUCCUGGCUUGUCCCUACACAGUAUAUACUGGGACUUUUCAUGAUAUAUUUAUCCACUCAGGUGGACAGUUUGCUCGGGAAUACUGAUGGCAGAACCCCCGAUGUGGUUGCUCUCACUGUGACAUUCUUUUUGUUUGAAUUCCUGGCUGCCACUCAGGACAUCGCUGUGGAUGGUUGGGCGUUAACAAUGUUAUCUCGAGAAAACGUGGGUUAUGCCUCUACUUGCAAUUCAGUGGGCCAAACAGCGGGCUACUUUUUGGGCAAUGUUUUGUUUUUGGCCCUUGAAUCUGCCGACUUUUGUAACAAAUAUUUGCGGUUUCAGCCUCAACCCAGGGGAAUCGUUACUCUUUCAGAUUUCCUUUUUUUCUGGGGAACUGUAUUUUUGAUAACAACAACUUUAGUUGCCCUUCUGAAAAAAGAAAACAAAGAAGUAUCAGUAGAAAAAGAAGAAACCCAAGGGAUCACAGAUACUUACAAACUGCUUUUUGCAAUUAUAAAAAUGCCAGCAGUUCUGACAUUUUGCCUUCUGAUUCUGACUGCAAAGAUUGGGUUUUCAGCAGCAGAUGCAGUAACAGGACUGAAAUUGGUAGAAGAAGGAGUGCCCAAAGAACAUUUAGCCUUAUUGGCAGUUCCAAUGGUUCCCUUACAGAUAAUAUUGCCUCUGAUUAUCAGCAAAUACACUGCAGGUCCCCAGCCACUAAACAUAUUUUACAAAGCCAUGCCUUACAGAUUAUUGCUUGGAUUAGAGUAUGCUGUACUGGUUUGGUGGACUCCUAAAGUAGAAUAUCAAGGGGGAUUCCCUAUAUAUUACUAUAUCAUAGUGCUACUGAGUUACGCAUUACACCAGGUUACAUUGUACAGCAUGUAUGUUUCUGUAAUGGCUUUCAAUGCAAAGGUUAGUGAUCCACUUAUUGGAGGAACCUAUAUGACCCUUUUAAAUACGGUGUCCAACCUGGGAGGAAACUGGCCUUCGACAGUAGCUCUUUGUGAUGCCAUUAAGCUUUGCAAAAAACUCGGUGGCUCGUGUAUUACAGCACUGGAUGGUUAUUAUGUGGAGUCCAUUAUUUGUGUGUUUAUUGGAUUUGUUUGGUGGUUCUUUCUUGGUCCAAAAUUUAAAAAGUUACAGGACGAAGGACCAUCUUCAUGGAAGUGCAAAAGAAACAAUUAAUGCAUUCACUACUGGAUAUUCUAAGAAAGGUAACUAUAGUUUAGUUUUAAUUCAGAGACUCUGAUAAUCAGUGCAUAGGAGUAUACAAUAUUGUUUUAAACAAGGAAAUUAUUAAUAUAAAAUGCCAAAUGGUUAAAAAAAUAGAGACUUCUCCAUAUAUUUGAUUUUUCCUUGCCUUGUUGAUGUAUUUAAAGUUUACUUAAAGUCAGGAAAUGGAUUCUAAAACAUUUCUUGCCUUGUUAUUUGAUUUAUAUCUUUUUAAUUUACUAACAAAAGUAUGUUUUAAACUGCAAUGCAGUAGUCAUGGGUGGUAACCAUGCAGUCAAGUAUUGUUAUCAGUUCCUAUCAUUGAGCUGUAUUUAAAAUUUUGAUAAAAUAUAUUAAAUGGAACAGAGCUUGAUAUUUGGGUACUAACUACAGCUAGUCUGACCUGUUGGAAGUUAAAUCUUAUUUUGAAUUGCAAAUUAGUUAAAUUCUAUGUAGAAUUUACUGAGAAGAGAAUUUAGGCUACUGACUGAAAUGCCAUUUUAGUUGUUAUUUUUCUGACCACAACCACAUUGUACUAAUGAAUCUGUGUUUAAAAGACUAUUUUAAAUGUAUUUCCUGCUUUUGUAAGCAUUAAAGAUUUAUAAGAAGAUUAUUCAAACUAUUUUUUUAUAAAACGAAAGCUAUGAUUUUUAAUUUAUUGUUUCCCCUCUCCAUCCUUUUUUGGAGGACAUUUUGAUUCCUUGUUAAUGUUGACCCUAAAGCUUAUGUAUGUUUUUUGUCAUAAGUGCUUCAUGGCACACAGACAUCUCAUGAGGCGAUCAAAUUUACUGUUGUAUGUAUGUUCGUGGCAAAGUUUUGAAAAUAAAAAUUAAAUGUUUUUCUUUAAGUAGUUAUUUUUUAUUACCAAGAGGGGGAAAAAAACAGUAAAGCUUUCAGAUAAAGUGAAAUUUAAGUGAAUAAUACCAUAAUUUUAAAAAUUAAUGCUUUAAGGAGACAAAAACAUUUUGUGCCUUUGACAAAUUAAAUCAUGUGGUGAAAGAAUGUUUCUUCAUUAAGCACUUUACUAGUAAGAAAAGAUCUCACAAUUUUUUUAUACCAAAUCAGGUACUAUAUUUCCACUUACUAGAACACAAUCUUCUGUUUGUAAACUAUAGUUUCCAGUAGAGGAUUGCUAUCCCAGAAGAAUUAAGCUAAAUUUCAGUAUGUUAGCAAUUUCUAACUAUUACGUAUACCUGGUAAUAAAGUUCUCUGCAUAUUUUGUCUUGUAUAUUACUCCGUUUAAAGAAAAAGAUUAAGUAGAGUCUUGACAAUUUUAUCUUUGUGGGAAAAUAUAUACUAACUCCAGAUUUUGUUAAUUUUAUAACAUAGGUUGAAUUUUAGAGUGGGUUUUUAAUAAAUAAUGGAGGAUAAAAUGGGUGGGAGAAAAUGGCACUCAGCAUUUGAAGAAAGAUAGAGGCAAUGGCCUCUAGAACUCAUGCAUUGCCAUUGGAAAACCUGUGUUGGGCACUGAUGUCAGAUCCUGAAGAAUCACCUGGAAAAUCAUCCUAGAGGCAAAGAGGCUUCACCAAACACUAGACUACAGCACUUUGUCACAUGGGUUGUCCAGUAUCAUGUAUUAUUAUCAACAUGUUUACUUGAAUAAAGAAAAAACGCACUUAAUUCUCAUAUGUGAAA